Molecule: messenger RNA, 5577 nt
Organism: Elaeis guineensis (African oil palm)
Lineage: Eukaryota; Viridiplantae; Streptophyta; Magnoliopsida; Arecales; Arecaceae
Product: phytosulfokine receptor 1-like
Biological process (GO): protein phosphorylation
Molecular function (GO): protein kinase activity; receptor serine/threonine kinase binding; ATP binding
Source: RefSeq, a predicted model, not a curated record
CAAAGGAAAGCAGAGAGAGGAGUCAAAACCAAUCUCUCUCUCUCUCUUUCUCGCCGUCUGGUCUUUUUCACCUUUGAUAGUUCUGUGCUGUAUUUCUCUUCUUCUUCUUCUCUUACACCACGGACUCCUCUUUUCCUUUAUAUCUGCUCUUCACAUGCUCUGCUUUGAUGGUAGAAUCCCAAAACUCCAAAAGUGGUAAGAAUCUCCCAAAAAUCUCUAAUGGAUUUUCCCAGUUAUAGAUUUUAACCCGGAAAAGACCCUCCUUGGCCCCGUUCAUCCCCUCCACUGGCUCCGGGCACUGGCUGAAAUGGGAAACAGGGGAGGCUACUCGGCGCCGCUGUUGAUGUCGACAUGGUGGUCCUGCUGUUUGGUCUUCUUGUUCCAAGCUCUACUCGGUUAUUCUCAGAACCAGAGCUGCCAGAUUAAGGAUUUGAAUGCCUUGCGGGGCUUCUUAAAGGGCUUGGAUUUUGGUAUCCCGGGGUGGAGCCUCAAUGAGUCUUCUUCCAAUUGCUGCAAUUGGUCUGGCGUCCGCUGUGAUUCGAGUAGCAGCGGGAGAGUGAUCGGGUUGGAUCUUCAUAACAGGAGCUUGAAAGGUUCCAUCUCCGAUUCUUUGGCCGGCUUGGAUCGGCUGAAAAGUUUGAAUCUUUCGAGCAAUCUGCUGCAAGGAUCGGUUCCUCAGAAUUUGUUCCAGCUUCCUCUUUUGGAGUCUCUUGAUCUCAGCUUGAACAACCUCUCCGGAUCGAUUCUUUCUAAUUUGAGCCUCCCAUCGAUUCGGGUUUUCAACAUUUCCGGCAAUUCCUUCAAAGACAGCCACCCGAUCCUGGCCGGGUCGAGAAAUCUCAUCAAGUUUGACGUCAGCACGAAUGAUUUCUCCGGUGCCAUCAAUCCAGGUAUCUGUAAUUACUCAGCCCGAGUUCAAGUCCUUUGCUUUUCAAUGAAUAAGUUCUCCGGCGACUUCCCGGUGGGCUUCGGCAAUUGCCGCUCUCUUGUCGAGCUUUCGCUUGCUAUGAAUUGGAUCACCGGAACUUUGCCUGAUGAUUUGUUCACACUGUCAUCUUUGACCCAAUUAUACCUUCAAGAGAACUUGUUAUCCGGCCCUGUGGGCUCGAAGCUUGGUAAUCUUAGCAACCUUGUUCGGUUGGAUCUUUCAUCGAACAGCUUUUUGGGGAGCAUUCCUGAUAUCUUUGAUAGGCUUACAAAACUGGAGUGUUUUUCUGGUUCUAGCAACAAUUUUUCUGGUAGAUUACCAGCUUCCUUGUCUAAUUCUUCAGUGCUUAGGGUGCUUAAUUUGAGGAACAACUCUCUCACUGGAGAGAUCCAUCUCAAUUUCACUUCAUUGGUUAGGCUCAACGCUCUUGAUCUCGGUUCCAAUUUGUUUUCUGGCCGUAUCCCUUAUGAUCUCCCUCAGUGUGUUGAAUUGAAAACCAUAAACCUUGCAAGAAACCAUCUUAUUGGUGAAAUCCCCCACAGCUUCCAGAACUUUGUUGCACUAUCUUAUCUCUCACUCACUGGAAAUCACUUCUCUAAUAUAUCGUCAGCACUGCAAAUCCUACAGAGUUGCCCCAACCUCACUAGUUUGGUCCUUACCAAGAAUUUCCAAGAUGGUGAAAUGAUGCCUUCUGCUGGGAUUGAAGGAUUUGAGAAGAUGGAGGUUCUUGUGAUUGCAAAUUGUCUUCUCUCCGGUUCGAUUCCACCCUGGUUGGCAAAUUUGACCAGGUUGAAUGUCUUGGACAUAUCAUGGAACCACUUGAGUGGGAACAUCCCUUCAUGGUUAGGAAAUCUGGAGUAUCUUUUUUACUUGGAUAUUUCAAAUAACUCACUCACUGGACAGAUUCCUGAUAGCUUGACAAAAAUGAAGAGCCUUACAUCUAGCAACAUAACGCAGCAAGGGCCCUCGAUGCAGGAUUUUCCAUUCUACAUCAAACGGAAUUCGACAGGAAAGGGAUUGCAGUAUAAUCAGGUCAGCAGCUUUCCACCAUCAUUGAUUCUGUGUCAUAACAAGCUUGUUGGACCAAUCUUGCCAGGCUUUGGGGACCUUGUGAAGCUGCAUGCGUUGGACCUAGGCUGGAACAAUCUCUCAGGAACCAUACCUGAGGAGUUGUCAGGCAUGUUGAGCUUAGAGUUCUUAGAUUUGUCACAUAAUAAUCUCAGUGGAAGCAUACCGUCCUCUUUGGCCAAGCUGAGUUUUCUGUCGAGUUUCAACGUAGCUUACAAUGAUUUGGUUGGACAGAUCCCGACAGGAGGCCAGUUCUUGACCUUCUCGAGUGAUGAUUUCAUAGGGAACCCAGGUCUCUGUGGCAUUCACUCAUCCCCUUGCUCUACCGGCACUCCUUCAGAAUCUGUGAGCAGACGAAGGAAGAAUAAAGGUGUCGUUGUAAGCAUGGCACUUGGAAUUGGAUUAGGGACUGUUUUUAUUCUCGCUUUUAUCUACUUUGCUGUGUCAAGGACUAAUUCUAGAAGACAAGAGGACAAUGCCAAGGUGGUGGCAGAUGCCGACGAAAACUUAGAAUCUGCUGGGUCUAGUUUGGUGCUUCUGUUUCAAAACAAGGACAACAAGGGGCUUAGCAUCAAUGAUAUCAUAAAAGCUACCAACAACUUUGAUCAGACAUAUAUUAUAGGAUGUGGAGGAUUUGGUCUAGUCUACAAGGCAACUCUACCCAAUGGGAGGAAGGUUGCUAUCAAACGGCUUUCCGGUGACUAUUUUCAGAUGGAGAGAGAAUUUCAAGCUGAGGUGCAAGCCCUGUCUAAAGCUCAACAUAGGAAUCUUGUUUUGCUUCAAGGAUACUGCAAGAUUGGCAGUGAUAGACUCUUGAUCUACUCUUACAUGGAGAAUGGGAGCUUAGACUAUUGGCUCCAUGAGAAGUCUGAUGGGGGUGCUAUGCUGGAUUGGAAAACAAGACUCCGUAUAGCUCAAGGAGCAGCAAGGGGAUUGGCGUACUUGCACCAAUCAUGUGAUCCCCAUAUACUGCACCGUGAUAUCAAGUCAAGCAAUAUCCUUCUAGAUGAAAAUUUUGACGCUCAUUUGGCGGAUUUUGGCCUUGCGAGGCUUGUUCUGCCUUCUGACACCCAUGUGACGACAGAUCUUGUCGGGACUUUGGGCUACAUUCCUCCUGAAUAUGGACAGUCUUCUGUUGCCACUUUUAAAGGUGAUGUGUAUAGUUUCGGAGUUGUUCUGCUGGAGCUACUUACGGGUAGGAGGCCUGUGGACAUGUGCAAACCAAAAGGCAGCAGGGAUGUUGUGUCGUGGGCGCUUCAGAUGAAGAAGGAGAAGAGGGAAGCUGAGGUGUUUGAUCCACACAUACAUGAUAAGGAGCAUAACAGCCAGUUAAUUAAGAUGCUUGAGAUUGCAAGCCUUUGUGUAAGCGAGUCUCCUAAACUGAGGCCUCUAACACAACAAUUAGUUGCAUGGCUUGAUAACAUUGGCAUCGAUGGCCAACUGACAAAAUGAGGUGCAAACUUGCAGUGUUGAGUAGCUUUACAUGUCCUGCCUCCAUUCAUCUUUAGCAGUUCAACAGAAAUGAAGUUGAGACCUUUGGCGACUCAUAUGUUUCUCGGUCAUGUGCUUGACCUGGCAUCAUGAAAGCUGGAUGUAUAUAAUAUUUGCACAUCCUUGAUUCUGAGGUUUUCUUUCUUUUAUUUUCUCUUUCUCCAAGCAAUUUCUUAUAUUUCUAUAGUGGAGCUGAGAUCACCACAGACAACAAUACACACAUGUAGAGCUGUAAGUUAACUUUCCAUAAACAAAACUUAGUUUUACUCCAAACUUGGAAAGAUAUGUAUAUUUUCUUUUCAUUAUAAGAGCAUUUUGGAUGCAUAUUUUUUUUCUCACAGUUAAAUGCAAUUACUAUGUCAUUACACAUAAUUUCUGAAAAUUUAUCUUCAUUUAUUUAUUCAAUAGAGAAUAUGUGCUUGCAGAAUUGAGGUUCAUUCUCACAUGUCAUAACAUAACCCAUAGCUUGUAAAUCAUCAAAUUUUUCACAUGAUUUACUUCGUGUCCUUCCAUUUUUAAUUCAUCUUGUUCAAAAUGUAGAAGGCUGUUAAGAUUUUUAAAUGAUUUCUGCAAAUGCUUUGACUGUUAAAAUUGCAUAUAAUUAGGCAAGAAGGAAACUAUGCAUUUGGUAAGCUGAAGGAAGUUUGUUUACCUGACUUACGUAUUGAUGAGAGUUAUAUGCAAAUCAAUAUAUACUUGUCAACUUUGAAGGGAUAGUGAGCAAGACCGAAUCAGUUGACCUCACAUGCCCUUCAAUUUCUACUCUCUUUAUCCUUUAUUAUUUUUUGGAAAAAGUUGGGGAGACCCUAACACUUUAAUUAGAAUAAUAAAGGUUUCAUUUAGAUGAUGAAUUUUUCUAGUCCAUAGUUCCAUAUAUAUUUGUUCUCACAAAAUUAUUAGUUAGUAAUGAGUGCAGUCAUAUAUAAAUUUUAUGAGUGCCAUGAAAAGUCUCUGUCGCUCUCUCUGUCUCUCUCUCUCACACACAAUGACAGUCUCUGUCGAGAAUUAAGUUCAUCCAUUUUGUACACACACUAUAACAGUCUCUGAAUAGAAUUAACUUCAUCCAUUUGGUGUGAUAUGCAAUUUCAGUUAACAGGAAUUGCAUACCGCACAUGAUGAAGUAUAGCUUUAUAUAAUCAUUGAUACUUCAUUGCAUCAGCUAACCUCUUUGACUCCAGCAUGAGAAUCUAUAGUUUGUUAAUGUGGAGGAAAGGAAAAAUUGGAAAACUUGAUUGACAAUCCACCAUGGAAAGGUAAACUUCUUCCCAUUCUAUUAGAAUGACCUUGUAUGUUUAGAAAAUAUAGGUUAGUGUCAAAGACCAUGCCAUUAUUGACCAAGUGUGAAAUACUGAGGACUACCUCUCAGAGACUAAAUAAUCAGAGAGAACCACUCAGCUUUUCAGUUGAAGAUGAUACUUAAAAGGAUGCCUUGAAAACUGAAUUCAGUCCUUGAAGAAAUACAGAGACAUUGCAUCUUAGAAGGGGUCUUAGAAAUUUCAUUUCCAUGAUCAAUUCCCCUGAAGCUUGGUUACUCGUUGCAAGGAAGAAGAUGCUAUUGCAGUUUAUCUUUUGCUUAUGUAUCGAAUCAAGCUUUUACCCUGCCUGUCAGGGCAGGAAGGAAAAGGAAGGGUAAGGAUGAGCUAGCAAUUCAUAUGCACCACAUAAGUUAUGAAGUCAGCUGUGUGUCAGUGAGAAGAAUGAUUUGUACCUUUUUCCAUCUACUGAAUAGUAUUUGGCCUUAUCUUCUAUAUUGUAAGUCAUAUUUUUAUGCAGCUUUGUUUUCAUCAUUUUAUUUGGAAGUCUGAAGGAUAUUAUGUGUUAUGUGACACCAGCUCGGCAUUAUCUUUUUGGUUUUCUGAUUGCUAGAAUUCAUACUUAGUUUAAUCAUACUAACACAAAAAUGAGUUCCUCUAAAAUGAAUUUUUUUACUUUUGAGUUCCAUGCAAAGGCUAUCUCCUCAGAGCUGAUUUGCUUCUCUUUUUAUUCCUCUUCCUAUUUAAGACUUCAUCUCUUUCAGUGCAUUAGUAUUAGUUAAACUUUCUAUUCAGUGCAUAAGUUUUUCUUUUGUAUCAAAUGCCAGCCGCUCAUAU